Molecule: messenger RNA, 1881 nt
Organism: Serinus canaria (Common canary)
Lineage: Eukaryota; Metazoa; Chordata; Aves; Passeriformes; Fringillidae
Gene: C21H1orf174
Product: chromosome 21 C1orf174 homolog
Exons: 3
Coding region: 16-915 (299 amino acids)
Source: RefSeq, a predicted model, not a curated record
CCCUCAAUUGGUGGGAUGAGGCUGCCCUUCGCCCGGAGUCCUUUGUCGGUGCCCGGAGCCCUUUGCUCGGUGCCCGGAGCCCGCGCUCGCCCCGGGGUUCCUGAACGGAGCUCCACAAGAUGGCGAGCGCGGGCCUGCGCGCGGCCCAAGAUGGCGGCGGGCGGCGCGGCGCGGGGUCGGAGGCGCUCGGACACCCGCGGCCCCGCUCGCCCGGCCCGGCCACGGCCACGACAGCGGGCCCGGAGCUCCGCGGAGGUGGCCCCGGCAGCCGACCCCGCACAGCCCGCGGGGGAAACAGCCGACACGGCGAGCCCGCGUUCAUCACAUGGAGCUGCUGAAGGACAACCUGCAAAGAGGAUGAAAUAUGAAGAAAGCAAUCUAAAAUCAGAGCUAGAGGGACUCACAUGUGAAAGUGGAAACCUUGCUACUCUGGGGGAAACACCUAAAACAUCUGAUGAGGAUGGAGGUUCAGAAGAUCCAAGAGACAGCAGUGUAAUCCAAGAGGAAAAAGAUGAAAGCAUUCCAGAGACUGAUGAAGGGAAGCAGGAGAAGGAGCAUGGUGUUUCUCUGGAGACACACACAGUGAAAUCCAGCAGCGCCCCAUUAAAAAUGGGUGGAUAUCUGCACCACUAUCACGUGUUCAGUGAAGAGGAGAGCAGCUGUGGGAGCUUUGACGGGGCCACCUCGGAGGAUGCAGAGCACCCGCGGAGGCCGAUGCUCCUGGAGCACAGCAGUGGCCUCUCGGAUGAGGACAGCAACCAGCCCAUGCCAGUGCACCGCUUCUUUGGAGAUGUUGAACUGCACCUCCCAGAAGUUGUGCUCCCGAGUGUGACGAGGAGCAGGCGAGAAGCCAGGAAGCUCCAUUUCAUUGCAAAGGAAGAUGAUGAAGAGGAGGAGGAAGAGGAUGAUGUCUAACAACAGACUGUGAACAAAUUAAACCCUUCUUCUUUCUCUUUGUAACCACAUGGCAGUGGCUGUGGCAGUAACAUGACGUGUCUGCUUGCCUUUUCUCAGGGAGAGAACUGGGAGAGUUUGUUUUGCUGGAGUUGGCAGAUACAGUAUUCCAGUGAUUAUCUGGGGCAAAUACUGAAUUUUCAGUGGUUUGGAAAUAAAGUAUAAUUGGGCACUUUACCACUGAUAUUUAAGAAAAAAACCCAGGGAAUAUGAAAGUUCUUAUGGCUUUUUUGUAAAUUUGAGCCUCUAUCUUAAGAAAGUAUUUGGUUUCACACCUUUUUUUUGCAAAAUAGUUAAGAAAAUGAUGCUGGAGCAAGGUUCUUUUUAAUUCUGAAAUGUCUGUGGCAUCCAGGUAAUAAAGAAGCAAACUGACUCCCUGGUACAAAGAAGGUCAAAGGUCUUCCUUGUGUGGGUUGUUUACAUCUAACCCAGGACCAAUUAAACCUCUAAAAUGCAGUUCUGCUGGCAAAAUGAAAUGCAGGCUGUCAGAAUGGAUUCAGUGUGCUCAUCUCUGCAAGUUCAGCCCCCUUGCAUUGCGCGUCAGCUCCCCAAACACCCACCCUGUGGUGCUGCCUCCUCCCUCCACCUGCUGCUCUAAGUGUUGUCCUUCGUUGGUUUCCAGCAGGGAUUUUGGAAACAAAUGAUUUGGUGGUGAUACACAACAAAUACCGUCCCUUGGAUUUGAUGGACAGGGGAAGAUUGCUGAGGCUGUGGGGCAGCCCCCUCUGCAUGUUUAAGAAAAAAAAAGGAGCAACCUCAGCCAAUUCCAGAAACUGUUAAUUCACCCAGUGUUUGUGGGAAUAUUUCUUUGAAAGUGUGAUUAUGCAAUAAGCUUCUAUAUAUUUAUUGUUAUAGCUCCUUCUAUGUUUCUAAAAAUAGAGAGAAAAUGUUAUCAGCAGAUGGUUUAAAUAAAUAUUAAUUUCUACA